AUGUUUUCUUUCUCCUUCCCCACUCACUGCCAGCACCCCGCCCGCACCCCCGACACCGGCAUCUGCACCCCCAGCACCGGCAUCUGCACCCCCGGCAUCGGCAUCUGCACCCCCGGCAUCUGCACCCCCAACAUCUGCACCCCCAAUAUCUGCACCCCCAAUAUCUGCACCCCCCGGCAUCUGCACCCCCGGCAUCUGCACCCCCGACAUCAACACCCCCCGAUUUCUGCACCCCCUAACCCCACCGGCAUCAACACCCCCAACAUCUACACCCCCAGCACCGGCAUCUGCACCCCCGCCCCAACAUCUGCACCCCCAAUAUCUGCACCCCCGGCAUGUGCACCCCCCGAUAUCUGCAUCCCCAACAUCUGCACCCCCAACAUCUGCACCCCCAACAUCUGCACCCCCAACAUCUGCACCCCCGGCAUCUGCACCCCCCAACAUCUGCACCCCCCAACAUCUGCACCCCCGGCAUCUGCACCCCCGGCAUCUGCACCCCCCGAUAUCUGCAUCCCCAACAUCUGCACCCCCAACAUCUGCACCCCCGGCACCGGCAUCUGCACCCCCAACAUCUGCACCCCCAAUAUCUGCACCCCCAACAUCUGCACCCCCAACAUCUGCACCCCCAAUAUCUGCACCCCCGGCAUCUGCACCCCCGGCACCGGCAUCUGCACCCCCCAACACCUGCACCCCCCGACAUCAACACCCCCGAUAUCUGCACCCCCAACAUCUGCACCCCCUGAUGUCUGCACCCCCCGACAUCAACACCCCCCGAUUUCUGCACCCCCUAACCCCACCGGCAUCAACACCCCCAACAUCUACACCCCCAGCACCGGCAUCUACACCCCCAACAUCUGCACCCCCAAUAUCUGCAUAACCCCAUAA
Messenger RNA from Poecile atricapillus (Black-capped chickadee), 885 nucleotides. RefSeq lists its product as uncharacterized. The record is from RefSeq and is a predicted model, not a curated record. Bases 1 to 885 code for a protein of 294 amino acids. Lineage: Eukaryota; Metazoa; Chordata; Aves; Passeriformes; Paridae. The transcript has 3 exons.